Oreochromis niloticus (Nile tilapia) is the source of this 1988-nucleotide messenger RNA. It is a transcript of the gene gpat3, whose product is annotated as glycerol-3-phosphate acyltransferase 3. Gene Ontology annotation, biological process: triglyceride biosynthetic process. NCBI's taxonomy places the organism in Eukaryota, Metazoa, Chordata, Actinopteri, Cichliformes, Cichlidae. The record is from RefSeq and is a predicted model, not a curated record. Gene Ontology annotation, molecular function: glycerol-3-phosphate O-acyltransferase activity. Gene Ontology annotation, cellular component: endoplasmic reticulum. The transcript is spliced from 13 exons. The coding region runs from base 170 to 1519 and encodes 449 amino acids.
GUCCUGUCCCGGUAACCCGGGUUAGUUCAGUUUAGAUAGUCGGACUAACGGGUCUAACUUCCUUUAUCCGAACAAUAGCGCCAGUAAUUCACUCAUGUAACGGUACUUUGGAUUUGAAACGUACAAAUACUCGAUUACAGAUGAUGAGGUGACCUGCAAGCUGUCAGCAAUGGAGGACCUGUGGACCGUGGCCGUGGCUGUUUUCCAGCUGUGGAUGUUUGUAGUUGUGUUCCUCAUCACGCUGCCCGCCAUGUUCGGCCUCUCUCUGGGUGUCACCAGCGUCUACAUCCAGAUCCUGGUUAAACUCCUUGAGUGGGCCACGAUACGAAUCCAGAGAGGACGCCAGGAGCAGCCCAGCGUACCCGCACCGCUGCCCAACGGGAUCAUCGAGCGAGCGGAGGGCUCGAUGGAGGAGGAGAUGGAGCAGCUGCGGCGUUCUCGGUCUCUGGAAGGCGGUGAGUUUGCUCUGAGUGACGCCUUGUAUUUCUGCAAGAAGGGCCUGGAGAGCAUCGUGGACGACCAGGUGACCCAGCGCUUCUCCUCUGAGGACCUGGCCUCCUGGAACCUCCUGACCCGCACCAACCAGAACUUCCGCUACAUCAGCCUCCGCCUCACCAUCUUCUGGGGCAUCGGUGUGUUCGUGCGCUACUGUGUCCUCUUCCCUCUCAGGAUUGCUCUGGCCAUCAUCGGCCUCUCGUGGCUUGUGAUCGGAACGACUCUGGUUGGAAUUCUGCCUGAGAACAGUGUGAAGUACUGGCUAAGCGAAGUUGUCCACCUGACCUGCUACAGGAUCUGUGCCCGGGCGCUGUCGGCCACCAUCCGCUACCACAACAAAGAGAACCGACCUCAGAAAGGAGGGAUCUGCGUCGCUAAUCACACCACGCCCAUCGAUGUGGUGAUCCUGGCCAAUGACGGCUGCUAUGCCAUGGUGGGGCAGAUUCAUGGAGGUCUGAUGGGGGUCAUCCAGAGGUCGAUGGUGAGGUCGUGCCCUCAUGUUUGGUUUGAGAGGUCGGAGAUGAAAGACCGCCACGCGGUGACCACCAGGCUUAGAGCUCACGUAGCAGCAAAGACCAAACUUCCCAUCCUUAUAUUUCCUGAAGGAACCUGCAUCAACAACACGUCGGUCAUGAUGUUUAAGAAGGGCAGCUUUGAGAUCGGAGGAACGAUCCACCCCGUCGCCAUCAAGUACGACCCUCGCUUCGGCGAUGCUUUCUGGAACAGCAGCAAGUACAACAUGGUCAGCUAUCUGCUGCGCACCAUGACCAGUUGGGCCGUCGUCGUCAAUGUGUGGUACCUCCCACCCAUGACCAUACAGGAUGGAGAGGAUGCAGUCCAGUUUGCCAACAGAGUGAAAUCUGCCAUUGCUUGUCGGGGAGGACUGCUUGACCUGGCAUGGGAUGGAAGCCUAAAGCGAGGGAAGGUGAAGGACGCGUAUAAGGAAGAGCAGCAGAAGAUGUACAGCAGGGUCAUCGUCAGGCAGAACGGCAUCAGUGCCACAAACACCCGCAGAGACAAUUAAUCAUAAACAAUCAGUCACAGCAAACUCAGUCGUCUGAUUUUAGACUUUACAGGACAGACCUGAAUGCCACAUCAGACUGUGGGUGCAGGACAGCAUCUCCACCAGCAGGAGGCAGCAUGACACAACACAAUCACCCAUCCAGCUGCUCAUCUCCUCCUCUUCAUCAUCAUCAUCAUCAUCGGCUGCCAGGACUGAACUCUUCAUCACACAGAUGAGGAUGAUUUAUCACGUCAUCAUCGCUGUGUCUGAUUUUAACUUUUGUACGAACAUCUGAACCAAACUGACACUUCUGCUCACCGUUUAUUUCUCACAUGGACGAAGAAAUAUUUCAUCUGUGUGUCUACACACAACACACCAGAAACCUCUCAAACACAACACAACAGAAACCUCUCAAACACAACACAACAGAAACCUCACACACACACACACACACACACACACACACAGAUAAAUAAUUCACAUUUUUCCA